Coregonus clupeaformis (lake whitefish) is the source of this 3614-nucleotide messenger RNA. RefSeq names its product basement membrane-specific heparan sulfate proteoglycan core protein-like. The transcript is spliced from 20 exons. Gene Ontology annotation, biological process: cell surface receptor signaling pathway. Bases 185 to 3580 code for a protein of 1131 amino acids. Lineage: Eukaryota; Metazoa; Chordata; Actinopteri; Salmoniformes; Salmonidae. Gene Ontology annotation, molecular function: transmembrane signaling receptor activity. The record is from RefSeq and is a predicted model, not a curated record.
AUGCAGCUCUCACUUUGAGCUCAAAACAAGCUCAUCUACUUGCGACUGCUCAUACAGUCCAGUUCAAAGUGAAUUGCACAGAUCCAUAUAUGGCAAUGGAUAUUUGCAUAAUAGGCCUACUACAGCUCUGAUUGGUUAUGGUGCACCGGUCUGUGUAGAGGGCCUGAGUCGGGAAGUCAGUGUAAUGGAAUCCUACGCCAGUGCGCUCUGUUUACAGGAAGAUAUAUUGCACACUCUGCCCACGGCCUCAGUGAAGAUAGUCACUCCACAGGGUCUCCUCUACCCUGGAGAUACAGUCACUCUGCAGUGUGACAUAUCAGACUACACAGACUGGACGUACCGCUGGUUCAGAGACAACCGAGAGCUUCCCAUUCAGACCAGAAAAAACACCAUCUCUCUCCCUGACCAGGCUGGUCAGUACAAGUGUGUUGGGAGGAGGAGCGGUCGGCCCCAGAAUUCAUAUGGCAGAUUUUCUCUCCCCAUCAUCAUCACGGCUCUUCCCAAAGCUACACUGACUGUAAAACCCAACCCUGUGUUCCCUGGAGAGACAGUUACUCUGACGUGUUCAGUAGGGUCUGACAGUAUCUGGAGCUAUCAGUGGUACAAAGACAGGAAUGAUAAUGUAGUAUCCCAGUCUGUCAGACACACUAUAACAGGAGACACCCUCACCAUCAGUAGUGUUGCUGAGUCUGACCAGGGUCUCUACUGGUGUCAGGGAGAGAUCCAGUCCAGAUCCAUAUCAUCAAUCAUCAGUGAUCCUGUCAGAGUCACCCUGAAUGCUCUGCCCAAAGCUACACUGACUGUGAAGCCAAACCCUGCAUACACUGGAGAGACAGUUACUCUGACGUGUUCAGUAGGGUCUGACAGUAGCUGGAGCUAUCAGUGGUACAAAGACAGGAAUGAUAAUGUAGUAUCCCAGUCUGGCAGACACACUAUAACAGGAGACACCCUCACCAUCAGUAGUGUUGCUGAGUCUGACCAGGGUCUCUACUGGUGUCAGGGAGAGAACCGGUCCAAAUCCAUAUCAUCAAUCAUCAGUGAUCCUUUCACCAUCACUGUGAAUGCUCUGCCCACGGCCUCAGUGAAGAUAGUCACUCCACAGGGUCUCCUCUACCCUGGAGAUACAGUCACUCUGCAGUGUGACAUAUCAUACUACACAGACUGGACGUACCGCUGGUUCAGAGACAACCAAGAGCUUCCCAUUCAGAACAGAAACACCAUCUCACUCCCUCACCAGGCUGGUCAGUACAACUGUGAUGGGACAAGGAGCGGUCGGCCCCAGAAUUCAUAUGGCAGUUCAGAUCUCCACAUCAUCAUCACUGCUCUUCCCAAAGCUACACUGAUUGUAAAACCCAACCCUGUGUUCCCUGGAGAGACAGUUACUCUGACGUGUUCAGUAGGGUCUGACAGUAGCUGGAGCUAUCAGUGGUACAAAGACAGGAAUGAUAAUGUAGUAUCCCAGUCUGUCAGACACACUAUAACAGGAGACACCCUCACCAUCAGUAGUGUUGCUGAGCCUGACCAGGGUCAGUACUGGUGUCAGGGAGAGAUCCGGUCCAGAUCUAUAUCAUCAAUCAUCAGUGAUCCUGUCAGAGUCACCCUGAAUGAUAGUCUUCCGACGGCUACACUGAGUUUAGACCAAGCGAACGUAUUCACAGGAGACAGAGUGACACUGACCUGUACAGUAGAGUCUUAUGGAUGGAAGUUUUACUGGUACAGACACAGACCAGACUCUACACCAGUAACCUCAACCUCUGGAUACUCCUACCCACUCAGCAGGGUCAGUGUCUCUGAUGGAGGACAGUACUGGUGCAGAGCUGGGAGAGGAGACCCAGUCUACUAUACCCUGUACAGUGACCCAGUCCAGAUAAAUAUUACUGAGAGACCUGUUGCUGUUCUGACCCUCCAACCCAACUGGACACAGAUAUUCAGAGGAGAGACUGUCACUAUGAGAUGUGACAUACAGGGAGGAGGAGACACUGAAUGGCAGUAUGAGUGGUAUAAGAAUGGUUAUUCAGUCUACCGGUACUCUAAUACAAAGUCUGAGUACAGAAUCAGUCCUGUCUACGUGUUUAGCAGUGGUUCAUAUACCUGUGAGGGUGUAAAGGGAAACAAGUUCUCCAAGACCAGUGAUGCUGUACAACUGACUGUGUCUGAUCAACCCAAGGCUGUCCUGAGUAUCUCUCCUCAGUGGCUGAACCCUGGAGACUCAGUGUCUCUGAGCUGUGAAGUUGACAAGACGUCUACAGGCUGGAGGUUCUCCUGGUACAGGACUGUUCCAAAUUUAACAGAGCAGUCCUACUCUUUUCAGCAUCUACCAGAAGCAGGCAAUGGGACUACUGAAGACUCCUACACUCUGAUCCCUGCUGGUCCUACUCACACAGGAGGAUAUGUGUGUAGAGCUGGGAGAGGAGACCCAGUCUAUGACACACUCUACAGUGAACCUCAGUUUCUCUGGUCAGGAGAUCUGCAGCCUUUAGUCUCUCUUACAGUAAAUCCCAACUCAACUCAGCAUUUUAGAUGGACAUCUCUCUCACUGAGCUGUGAGCUGAAGGGGAACUCUACUGGAUGGAGACUGAAGAGAUAUACAGAGACAGCAUGGCCGUCAGAGUGUCCAUCUACCUGGAGAUCAAUAACAGAAUCCACCUGCACCAUCAAAUCAUUGAACACAUGGUACAGUGGAGUGUUCUGGUGUGAGUCUGGAUCAGGAGAGUACAGUAAUGCUGUCAACAUCACAGUAAAUGCUGGUGAUGUGAUCCUGGAGAGCCCUGUCCAUCCCGUGACUAAAGAAGACUCUGUGACUCUGCGCUGUAAAUACCGGACAAUCAGCUCAAACUUCAAAGCUGAUUUCUACAAAGAUGGAGUACUCAUCAAGAAUGAGACCACAGGAGAGAUGACCAUCCCUACAGUAUCCAAGUCAGAUGAAGGAUUCUAUAAGUGUAAAUCUGGUCAAGGAGAAUCACCAGAGAGCUGGGUGACAGUGAGAGUCUCUCCAGUCGUAGCUCCUGGAUCCUCUACAUCAGUCCUAGUAGGAGUGGUUGUGGGUCUGGUUGUUGCUGGUGUUCUACUGGUCAUUCUCCUGGUCCUGCUGUGGAGAAAUCAAAACAGCAAAGGUUCCUACUUCAACAGAAUAUUCUGGCCCCCUCAGCCCCAGAGCACCAACCAGGACCCCCAACAGGACCAAGGAUCUACCCAGGGCCAGGCUCCUGAUACUGGGUAUACACAUCUGCAGCAUGGUGACGCUAACAUCUACGAUACGAUCAAUCCCUCAGACAACAAUGAUAAUGAUGCUGCUGGUGCUUCUGCUGCUGGACCAAGUCAUGUGAUUUACGCCCAGAUUCAACUGAACAAGUUGGACAAGAAAAAUAAAGUAAAGAGAGAUUAUCCAAAAGAAAAUCCUGUCUACUCUGAGGUGAAGACAGGGAAAGCCACAGCAACAGCUGGACCUGUUGAUGUGACCUAUGCUGAGGUUGACCUCCAAAAGAAUGUCAAAGCCAAGAAGAAGAGAGAAACAGCAACCCCACCUGAAGCAGAAUCUGUCUAUUCUCUAGUGAAGCCAUACACCGUCCCCGGUCCUUGAGGGAGAUGGAGGGACACACCAUCAGAGGAGGAGC